This is a messenger RNA of Pistacia vera, 1311 nucleotides long. RefSeq lists its product as uncharacterized. Lineage: Eukaryota; Viridiplantae; Streptophyta; Magnoliopsida; Sapindales; Anacardiaceae. Gene Ontology annotation, molecular function: RNA binding. The transcript is spliced from 4 exons. Bases 300 to 896 code for a protein of 198 amino acids. The record is from RefSeq and is a predicted model, not a curated record.
UUCGACUCCUUGAGUGAAAUUGAACAAAAACAAAUGCUCUCGAAUCUCAAUCUACAAAACCCUUCGUCUUUCGACGAUUCUUGAAUUCUAAUGAACAAUCAGAAUCCUUUCGGUUCUGAAUCUUUGAAAUCCUUAGUCUCUGCUUGAUACCGGCAACCUGUUGUGACGUUUGUCGCCUCCACGAGUUGGUUUAACCAGUGAAGCAGGGUAAAGGAAGGAGGCCAAGUGAGCAAUUGAACCCCUUGUUGCCCAAAUUUAUCAUCGAACGCUGUUGAAUUGAUUUGUAUUCUUUGUCCUACAUGGAGUCUACAACCCAAACUGACUAUGCUGCAUUUGAAGAGAAGGUGAGACGGACAGUUUACCUUGACAACCUGUCACCACAAGUUACUGAAUCAGUCUUGAAAACUGCCCUCAAUCAGUUUGGGUCCGUACAGAAUGUUCAAUUUAUUCCAAAUUACUUAGAAUCAAGGACUGCACAAUGUGCUUUGGUGGAGAUGAAGAACUUGAAGGAAGCCAAAGCUGUUAUCUCAACUAUGGGCGAAUUCCCUUUCAUGAUAUCUGGAAUGCCUAGGCCUGUGAGGGCACGUGCUGCUAAAAUGGAGAUGUUUGAUGAUCGUCCAAUUAGGCCAGGUAGAAGGAUAAGUUGCCGAUGGUUAGACCCUAUUGAUCCUGAUUAUGAUGUAGCACAAAAGUUGAAGAGACUUGUCAGACAACAUGAUGCUCAAUCGUCAUUCCUGCUCAAGCUACAACUGGCCCAGGAAGAGAAGCUCUCGAAGAACCAAGAAGCAGCUCUUAAGGCAAACAACAAGAAGUAUGAGAUGGUAGAAGCUGUCUUAGCUGAUGGAACUGCUCAGCGUUUGGCACGUAUAUAUGACGUACGAAUUUCAGAUGACUGAUAGAUUCUUCUCUUUUCUCAAGCCGGUUUCACUUACAAGCCAUGGUUUGUACAGAAUCUAAGAUAUGGCUUUCGAAUCCUGCCUUCUGAUUUUCAUCACCAUUUGGGCUAUUUGUGUAUCAUGGUACACUUCACAUUUUUGCCUAGGCCUUCCCAACAACUAAUACAAAUGCUUUCAGUAAAAGAUAUCUGAUAUGACAAAACUUGAAAGUAGAAUCGAAUUGUUGUUAUAUCUCAUGCAUCUUUCAUUAGUUUCACACUAUAGCGUUAUAAUUUCAACUGUGUUAUCUCGUGAAUGUGAAUGUUUUACAUAUGAUAUGAAUUCUAACUAUUGAUCCAGUAGACUAGGAGAAGUAUGCUUCUCUUUUGAAUACUUACAUGAUAAAUUCAUUUUCUUUUAGGCAGAGUUGUGGGUG